Molecule: messenger RNA, 3371 nt
Organism: Lingula anatina
Lineage: Eukaryota; Metazoa; Brachiopoda; Lingulata; Lingulida; Lingulidae
Product: suppressor of lurcher protein 1-like
Cellular component (GO): plasma membrane
Source: RefSeq, a predicted model, not a curated record
AGUAAAUCAGCUAGACAGCAAAUGUGAGCUUGAAUUUGUAAUUGGCUUAAGAAACCGGCUGAUCUAAUUGUAAAGACCAAUUCUAGUAAUUAGUAAUAUGACAGACUAUUUUUGAUAUGGUUUUGAGAAAUGUGUAUGCUGUUGUUUCUUGCUGACUUUUGCAUAUAAACCUGGUACAUUUCAACUGUGAGGAGAGCAAGUAAAGGAACAUCCAAAACAAUGGACAUGAUCUUAUCUAGGAGGAUAGGCACACUUGGCAAAAGUCUCCCUUCUUGUUGGUUGUGAUAGAGAAGACAACCUGAUUGCUGCAGAGAAUAUUGGCAAAUUGUUUCUACCUCAUAGCUGACAGGAAAAGUGCAAUCAGAAAUUCAUUAAUAGAACAUUACCAUGAAUAUCUUCAGAAUCUAUUUUCAAUCAACACAAACCACUGGAAGCUUUUAGACUGGAGCAUAUGAAGUGCAAGUAGUGCAUGUAGAGCCCACUGGAUGUGCUGUCAAAAAUAAGGGAGACGCUGCUUGGAGUCCUAGAACAUAGUGAUAUAUCAUGUGAAUUGCCUGGUCCAGAAGUAAGAUACAGACGGCUUACGUACAUCAGGAUGUGUCUCCAUGCCAUCCUGCUAAUUCUAUGUCUGGAAUUGUCUUUUAUCCUCAGCUAUGCAACCAUCUGGCCAGGUUGCAGUUGUGUGACGUAUGACAGCCAACAUAGAUCUGAAGGAGAAUUCCAUUCUCCAAACUAUCCAGACAAUUAUCCACCCAACCUUAAUUGCAUUUUGUACACAUUUAAAGGAGAAGUGGAUGAAAUAGUAGAAAUAUCAUUCCGGGUCUUUGACAUUCGCACAAAGUCACCAAACAAGUGUUUAGAUGGGGAAACAGCUGAUUAUCUUCGUUUAUAUCUUGAUCUGGAUAGACCAGAGGUAAAUGAACGCACUGAAUUUACGUCUGUAAUAUGUGGAAAUAUGACUAUGAUACAGAAAGACUACUAUUCAUCAGGAAGGAUUAUUAUGAUGGAAUUUCAUUCAGGGAAUGGUGCCCAAAAAAAUGUGGGAUUUCGGGGACGUUUUAGAUUCUUGGCAGCAGACCAGUAUAAACAAGACUGCAUGAAAGUAAUAGGUCCAGAGUGCCGAUACAUAUGUAAUAGUACUGUCACAAAAACUGGAAAAUUUUUCUCUCAAGGAUAUCCACAAAACUAUAAAAGUAAAACCCAGUGCCAUUAUGUUUUUCGUGGAACACCGAGAGAACGAGUACAUAUAAAAUUUAAAAACAUUCAGUUGGGCCAUGCCCCAGGAAGUUGUCAUGUGGGGCAAAAUGAUAAAAUAAUCAUCCACGAUGGACCAAAUAAACAGAGUUCUGUGAUUAAAGAACUUUGCAAUGAUGGCAACAAUAUUGAGUUUGAGUCAAGUUUACAGGAUAUGUAUGUGCAUUUCAAUUCAAGUGGCUUUCAACCCAAGAAGGGCUUUACUGCUCAUUUUGAAUUCUUGCCUAGGGAAAACACUACUACUCCUUCAACUGACACAGAUCUGUCUACUAAUACACAGCCUGGUAGCACCACCUCUGGUUCAAAAGAAAGCUGUAAUCAUAACUUCAGCAGUUUUCUUCAAAAAGAAGGUACAAAUUGCACCACAAUCAACUCAAUACUUUAUCCAAAGCCGCAGAAAUGUACAUAUAGUUUUAGUGGUUCUGGAAAAGAGAAGGUUCAGCUCAAUUUCACAGACUUUCACCUUAAAAACCCCCUUUCCAGGUGUGAUGACAAGGCUGAGCUUUUUGCCAGUGGGGAAGACGAAGCCUUUGGAACUUACUGUAGGUCAAAUCAGGGGGAUGGCAUCUCCCUGGCAAUGUCCCAUAACAACAAGCUGGAGGUGCAAUUUACAAGUGCAACAGAAUCUGACAUGAAUAUUAAAAAGACAUUUUGCUUCCAUUACAAGUUCAGGACAGAUAAUGGGCUCAAGUGUGAAAAUGGAGAUGCACUUAAUAAUACAGAGUGUGGUUGUGAAUUUAGAAGUGAAAGGGCAGCGAAUGGAACUUUCUCCAGCCCUAAUUACCCAGGCAACUACCCAAAGCAAACAGAGUGCCAUUAUAGGUUCUAUGGAAGACCAAAAGAGAGAGUUAGAAUUACUUUCAAGUCAUUUGACUUAGAGGGUGUUGCAAACAGCUGUAAGGAUCCAGCUAUUAUGGCAGAUUAUGUGGAAUUCUCAGACUUUAUUCCACCUGACAAAGCUAGGAUUGCUAAGUGUGGGUCAAGACCUGAAGACAAACCUGAUCCUGUCAUGUCUGAUCAUCAGUUCUUUAGGAUGAUGUUCAAGUCUAAUGAGGAUGACUUUUACGGCACAGGAUUUGAGGCAACAUAUGAAUUUAUUUCAUCUGAUGCCAGUAGUGAUGAACUAAAAAAUACUGGGGUUUUAUGCAAAAGCAGGGUGUACUACUUAUUUAUUCCUGCUCUGGCAGCCUUUGUGCUACUCAAGAAUCUAUGAUCCAAUUGGGAUGACAUAUGUGCCUUUGAACAGUUGCAUCUACAUAUAUGCCAGCUCAAUGCAUGGCAUAGUAUGGCAAGAGGAGAACACACUUGACUACAAUUUUGUCAAAUUCUGUGGCAUCCUCCUCUCCCCCUUUUUAUUUUGUAGGCAAACAUGUUAAGGAAUCAAGUCAAAUGUUUUUCUUCCCCUGUAUGUCUUCCCCAAAAUCCAGGUCCACCAAUGUUAUUACCUUUUUGCAUCUCUCAUCAUGACUCUUUACAAGAAAGCAUGCAGCUGUGGACUGUGAACAACUUCUUUACAUUGUACUUCUUCAGUCAUAAAAAGUGCAUAGACAUAUACACUGUAUAUACAGGAUGUGUAUAGCACAUGUACAGAUAUAGACGAUAAUAUAGCACAUAUCUACUAAUACAUGUGCUGCCUGACAGUGAAAGAGUUGACUGGCACAGGAGGAGGAAACUUGGAAUGACCCUAGAUGAAUUUUAUGUCAGACAAGUAAACAUGUUAAUAUUCAUUUGGCCUUUCAAUAAUUUAUCAAAUGAAAAAUACAAAAUAAUUUUAACACAGUCAGUGGUUAGGAUUGACUGCCUGUACAUAAUAAUAGAGCAUACAGUUGUUGAUGUAAUAAUUUAAAUUGUGUAGUCUGUAAAAUAAAUAUAAUAUCAAAACAUGUACACAUUACAUUGACAAUAUUCUUAUAUAUACUAUUAGAUUUUGAUGUAUAUAAAUAUGUGAGGUGAAAAACAUGUAUGUGAAGAAAUGUACAUGAAAGGGACACUUCAAGAAUUGUCUCCUUAAAAUUCAUUGUGAAGUUUAGUUAAUGACUUAUCUUUUGGUCUUGAAUUAGUUUAGGUGGACAGAAUAUACAUAAGCCUUACCCAUAUAUUUACAGUGUAUCCUCCAA